Molecule: messenger RNA, 3779 nt
Organism: Diceros bicornis minor
Lineage: Eukaryota; Metazoa; Chordata; Mammalia; Perissodactyla; Rhinocerotidae
Gene: ADIPOR2
Product: adiponectin receptor 2
Exons: 9
Coding region: 269-1429 (386 amino acids)
Biological process (GO): adiponectin-activated signaling pathway
Cellular component (GO): plasma membrane
Molecular function (GO): signaling receptor activity
Source: RefSeq, a predicted model, not a curated record
GCGGCGGCGGCGCAGUGGGUUGGGUGCUCUGCGUCCUCCGCUUCCCCCUCCUCCCCUUCCCCUCAGCCUGUUUGUCUAGGAGUCCGGGCGUGCGGCGCGUCGGCGACGAGCUCUGGGAGAACCCUUUACAAAUUCUUUGCGAAAACCUACUUCUUGUCUGUCAUUUGCUUUCUUUUUCUGAGGAUCAACUCACUAUCCUGAAAGUCUAUCCUCCCAAGAAGAAGGGACAGAAGGAAAGACUUCUUUGUAAGAAAGGCUUGAGUAUCCCAUGAAUGAGACAGCAGAAAACCGGUUGGGGUGCAGCAGGACUCCAGAGCCAGAUAUAAGGCUCAGAAAAGGGCACCAACUUGAUGGUACCAGGAGAGGUAAUAAUGACAACCACCGAGGAGAUUUGGAGUCCGUUUUAGAGGCUUUUGUUCUUUCUUCACAUCAUAAAAAAAGCUCUGAGGAACAUGAGUGCAGUGAUGAAGCUUCUCAGGAAGAUGAGGGGUUUAUGGGCAUGUCCCCCCUCUUACAAGCCCAUCAUGCUAUGGAAAGAAUGGAAGAGUUUGUUUAUAAGGUGUGGGAAGGUCGAUGGCGAGUAAUCCCUCAUGAUGUACUACCAGACUGGCUCAAGGAUAACGACUUCCUUUUACAUGGACACCGGCCUCCUAUGCCUUCUUUCCGGGCCUGUUUUAAGAGCAUUUUCAGAAUACACACAGAGACAGGCAACAUCUGGACACAUCUCUUAGGUUGUGUAUUCUUCCUGUGCCUGGGGAUCUUCUAUAUGUUUCGCCCAAACAUCUCUUUUGUGGCCCCUCUGCAAGAGAAGGUGGUCUUUGGAUUAUUCUUCUUGGGGGCUAUUCUCUGCCUUUCUUUUUCAUGGCUCUUCCACACAGUUUACUGCCACUCAGAAGGGGUCUCUCGAAUCUUCUCUAAACUGGAUUACUCUGGUAUUGCUCUUCUGAUUAUGGGAAGUUUUGUUCCUUGGCUUUAUUACUCUUUCUACUGUAAUCCACAACCUUGCUUCAUCUACUUGAUUGUCAUCUGUGUGCUGGGCAUCGCAGCCAUUAUAGUUUCCCAGUGGGACAUGUUUGCCACCCCUCAGUAUCGAGGAGUAAGAGCAGGAGUGUUUUUGGGCCUAGGCCUGAGUGGAAUCAUUCCUACCUUGCACUAUGUCAUCUCAGAGGGAUUCCUGAAGGCUGCCACCAUAGGACAGAUCGGCUGGUUGAUGCUGAUGGCCAGCCUGUAUAUCACAGGAGCUGCCCUUUAUGCUGCCCGCAUCCCCGAACGUUUCUUUCCUGGCAAGUGUGACAUCUGGUUUCACUCUCAUCAGCUGUUUCACAUCUUUGUGGUUGCUGGCGCUUUUGUUCACUUCCAUGGUGUCUCAAACCUCCAGGAGUUCCGUUUCAUGAUUGGCGGAGGCUGCAGUGAAGAGGAUGCACUGUGAUACCUACCAGUAGCCAGGGACUGUGACCCUGAACCAGGGCCUGCAGCGCCUGCAGGCCUCCCUUUACUGGCCAUUGAUGCCAGUGCCAGAGGAGCCCCGAAACUUUGACAGCCUCAUGGGCUUUGUGAUGCCCCAGAGGCUCCACGUGGUACAUGACUGAGAAGAGAAAAACAAAAAUAAAUCAUACCUCAAAGGAUGGAGUGCAUCAAUUUGGAGAAAAGGAGAAAUGGCCCAAACCCUGACUUAUUCUUGGGAUCUACCAAUUGAGGACUCUGCAAGACCCUUGGCAAACUGGCUUCUGAUCCAUAUCAUAUUUAUUUGUAGAAGAUGGGGAAAUGGUUUACAGGCAGUUUGUUCUUCUCCCAUUCUCUCUCCUUAAAACAAUAAUACAAACCAAUUUAGAUGAACGUUUAUAUCCUAUUAAGGAGUGGGAGUGUGGUUUUAGAUGCUCUUUUGGGAGAACAAAGAAAUUAAUGUAAAUAAGAUUUCUAAUUUACUGUUUCAAUAAGAAUUUAUAUAAAUGUUUAAAACAUAGAGGUAGGGGAGGGAGGGAGAAUUUUUGUAUAGAAUGAAACAUGCAAGUACCACACACUGUUUCAAUUUUGCACAAAGUGACUAUAGGAAGAUCAGGUGAUAGCCUCAGAAUGUAUAAUGCCUUGGUGCACCAAGGUGCCUUCUAAAGGCUGACAUUCCUUGGACCCUGGUGGGGCAGAGAGUACAGCCCCAGCCCAGUGAUCACAUGACCACUCUCGUGCCUGAGAGCCUUUGGGAGACCUGAGGUAGACAGAAGUGGUGUGUGUUUUCUCGGUGGAAGCAGCACGUGACUGGCCAACAGGAUGUGUUAGAUAAAGGUUCUAGGUAAGGUCAUUUGAGAGACUGACUUGUUUCCCAUGCUGAUAGUGAACCUUUCUAAGGAGUAGAGCCAUCUACUUGGGAAAGUCAAUUAUGUUGGCAAAGGGGUAGUGGAGACAGUAGGAGGAGCUCUGGAAAUGUUAGCACAUGGGCUGCUCUGAUGACUUCCUGGCAUCCUGUGCAAUUUUGUGCUGAUUUUUAUCUGAUUGUAGGGAUGUGACAGUUUUCCAUAUCCUUGCUAUGGAGCUCUGGAACACCCUGGAAAUUUCUCUCUAUUAAAAUCACUGCCCUAACUACCUUCUUCCUCCUGGGAAUAAAAAUUGACCUUUCCCUGGCAUCAGUUCUUGGCAUAGAGCCAGCCACUGAAGAGAUUCUGACUUGUCCAGGUGCCUCCUGAGCUCAUUAACAUAGGUUAGGAGAACACUUCCUUUGGAUUAGGAAAGAUGAGUUUCACCUCUGGUACACUGUCUUGCUAAGCCUAGGUGUGACAGACACAUCAGCUCUCCUUGAACAAGAAAGCCAGUACAACUCUUGUAAAGCAGGAUCCAAUACCCACCAUGGAGUUAUCAGCAUUCCCUGAACCCCAUUUUUUAGGGAUAGUAUAGUGGGAAGUUUUAAAAGGAAAUUGUACAUUAUUGCCAGGGAGUCUGGUAAAAUCCUUAAAGCUAUAUCUUUGAAGACCUGCUAGAAGUAAAAAAAGAUGGCUCAUGUCCCAGAGGUGUACUCUGUUAUGGUGUCAGGGAGAGUGGUAGGAGGAGGAUCUGGUUCACAGAAUUCUGAUCUUGGCUCAUAGGCAAACCACCAAAAUAGCGCUUGAGUCUUAGGUUACUUACUAUCAUCUAAGACUUCAAGUGAUUAAAUUACAUCCUGGGGAUUGGGGGUAUUAGAACUAACACUGAGGCCCUAAGUACGGGGGCUGGUAUCCUCAAGUGGGUGUUUGAGAAUAUGGGAAGGGUCUCCUAUUUAAUUCAGUAUAGAGUUUUUUCGAUUAUUUUUCUCCUUUCUCUCCCCUUCCAAUCUCCAGCAAAAGCUGAGAACCAGGAAGAAGGAAUCCACUGUAGAACUUGGGAAGAACUUAAGAGUAUUUUUUUCUGGAUAAGGUCACUGCCCUGGGUGCUAGGUGGACCCAGUAAAAGACUCAGUGGGUGAACUGGUGCAGUGCCUGACAGAAUAAAGAACAGUAUUACUCCCUUUGAGGAAACAGUCCAGCAGGACAGUGGCCAUCUGAAAGGAUGGAUGCUCACUUAGUUUCUUGGAAACAACAGCACAUAUCAGAAGCCAGCAUUGCUCUUUGGUCAUGCACUUUGGGAUACAGGGUCUAAGAUGCAGCCCUGUAACACCACCAACAGAAGUAGCAGUCUCUGGGUCCAGUCACCCCACACCCCAAAGGAGGAGCUGAAUCUGGUUCCACAUAGCACAAACUCUUAGGAAAAAUGAAAACAUCGAUGAUGUGUCAUCCAGUAAAAAUCUCCCUCUUUAGGGUGUGUGUGCGCGCGCG